AGGUCGCGCGUUCCUCUGUUCACUGGGCCGCGGGCCGGGCAGCGGUGCAGGUGCCGUGGGCUCCCGGCCUCCUGGGCAAGAGUGCCCUGUCCCCUUGCCCUGCUCUACGUGCCCCUCACCCACCUGCCACCUCUACGUGUGCCCUUCCUGCCACUGCACUCACCGUCGGCCUCCUCAGCGUGGUCACGGCCACUGCAUCCCAGACCACGGCCCCUUCACAGCCCCCAUGUCCCCGCUGCCCCUCCCCACUGGCCUCUCACGUGCCCUCCAGCCCUGGCCGGCUGUCUGUUAUCCACACCCUACCUGCUCCCCCAGAGGUUGGGGGAGCCCAGAGCAUGCAGUGUUGUUAAGCCCUCGCGGCUUACAGAGCAGGGGCCUGUUUUCUUCAGUGAAGCUUGUUUGUUGCCCAUUCGUUUACAUGUGGCCCAGGGCUGCCAGCAGCUACAACAGCAGAGACCCACCUCCAAAUCCUAAAAGCUGAAGUGUGGCCCCUCGCAGAGAGGCCCUGCCUCUGGUGAGGAAGACUCAGGCCCCGUGGUGAGCCCCGCGGGCGCCGUCCAGCAGUGGGCAGGCGUGGACCACUGAUGCUGCUCAGCCUGGGCGAGCACAGAGCUCCCGCGGGGUGAGAGGAGCACGUGUGUGUUCUGUUCGUCCCAGGUGCCCGGAGGUCCCUUUGGAGACAGAAAGCAGACGUGGGGACUGGUCUCAGGAGGACACAGAGGGCUUUGGGGGUGAUGGAAAUGUUCUAAAACCAGGUGCUGGUGCUGGUUGUACAACUGAAGCUUACACUUAAGGUGAACUGUGCACUUAAGAUAGUUGGAUUUUUACCUCAUAAAGUAGACCCAGCUCGAAAACUUGAGUUACACUUUGAUUAAAAAAAAAAAAAAUACACUUAAAAAAACGUCCUAGGAUCAGGGGUCAGGUGUCCCUGCAUGGCGCGGGCAGGGUGCACCCGAGGUCUCAGGUGGAGGAAGCACUCAGAGCUUUGCUGGGAGUGGCGGGCACUGCUCUGCAUGCGAUAUAACAAUCACAGCCUGGUCGUCGGGACCAGAGGCGGGCGCCUGGUCCUGGCCUUCGCCCAGGGUUCACGCAGCACAGGGCAGCGUCUGCAGCGGUUCUGAGGCCUUGGUGUUCAUGGGCCUGUUCACGUGUGGCCUUGUGACGCAUGUCCCCGGCUCUGUGUAUGUCACGAGGGCUGGAAAGCAGAGUUGACCCCCUUGGGAGUUCAGAGGGCUCACUUUUAGCCUAAUAUAUCCUUCCUUCUUUCCAUCCACCCACCCACCAGCCCCCCGUCUGUCCAUCUGUCCCUCCAUCCAUUUACCUGCCUGUCCACUGCCUUACCCAGCCAUCUACCCACCCAUCCCUCCAUCUGAGAACCAACAAACAUUUAUUGCACACCUACUCUGUCAGAUGCUGGGAGAACACAAGUGCGGGCCUGCGGGAGGACGUCUCGUCCAGGGGGGCAGCGUGGGUCACUGCUCUCGCAGGGAAGAAGGCUGAGCCCGUCACCUGGAGCUGGUGCUGGAGCACGUGGGCUGCAGAGCUGGAGAUGUUUUGCUCAAAAGCACUAAAUAGCCCCUUGGGCCCUUAGGUCUGUCUUGGGGCAUACAUAUGGUGCCAAUUAUAAGAGCCUUACCUGGACACUGGAACAGACUCCACAGAGCUGUGAGGCCCAGACACUGCCAAGUGCCCUGGAAGGGCAGGUGUUGGAGAGCUGGUCUCCCGAAACGCGCCUGGCCUGCUGGUGCCCCGUGGCUCCUUUUCACCCAUGGGCUUGCAUGGGGUGCAUGGUGGCAGUGAGGGCUGGGUUCUGGGACUUGAGACGCAGGGUCUGGGGAGUGUCCAGGGCUCUCCUGGGAGCUGACAGGAGGUGCUGGGGGCAGGAGGGGACCAGGAGCCUGUGUCCGCGUCCUGGUCCAAGGACCCUGGGACUGGCGUGGCUCCAUUGGUGCUAGUGCUGUGUGGUGAGAGAGGAGGGGCUGUGGCUCCUGAUGGCCUGGCGGUGUCAGGGUCCAGGGCUUGCUUGCCCAUUCCCUCGUUUGUCAGUAUGCCUUGAGUGCUGGCUCUGUGCCGGGUUUCAUCCUUGACGCUGGGGUGCAGAGACGAACGAGAGAUGAGGUCCCAUUCCAGCAGGAGGACAGAGGCCGUUUGUGAGGGCUGAGGUGCUGGGGGCAGGAUGGAUGGUUUGCCGGCUGCAGUUCUGAUGCUGGGGCUGAGAUGCAGCCUCACCGCCUGUGUGACCUGGAACAGGCCACUUAGAACUUGUGCCCAAGAUCUCCUGAGCUGCUAGGUGGGGAUUGUAACACCUCUCACCCGAGUAGUUUGUUUUGGGGACAGGACAGGCAUAUCACGUUAGAGCGGCUGGCCCCGAGGUCAGUAUUGAUGAUGCCUGUGGUUUGGGUGGAGAUGGUGUUCACGGUGAUGCUGGCUGAGCCCGUGGAGCCCUUGCUGGUGUUUGAGGUGAUGGAGAUGACGGCACCGGCUGAUGAACCCAGUUCUAAUGGCAGAGGGGGUGGUGACGGCCGUGAGGCUGGAGAUGGAUGGACGGGGACGCUGUGGUGCAGGUGCUGCCAGGAGGGACGGGAGGGGCACAGGAGCAUAGUGAACUGAAGUGCCCAGGGAUGGAGGGGCCGCGGGGGCAAGAUGAGGCCUCGGCAGCCUGUUGAAGCCGCCCCCCACUCUUUGCAGCAGGAGCGUCUUCAGCUGGACCGUCUGAAAACUCAGCUUUCAGACGCCAUCCAGAGCUAUGGAGUGGUGCAAAAGAGAAUUGCAGAAAAGUCCAGAGCACUGCUUCCCACAGCACAGAGGGUUGGCAAGCAGCAGAGUCCCCAGGCCCCAUUUGCUGAGCUGUCCGAGGACGAGAAGAUCUUUAACGGGGGUGACGGCGUGUGGCAGGCCCAGGGGCAGGCGCUGCUUCCAGAGAUCACCGAGGAGGACCUGGAGGCCAUCCGGCUGCGUGAGGAGGCCAUCCUGCAGAUCGAGAGUGACCUGUUGGAUGUGAACCAGAUCAUCAAGGACUUGGCCUCCAUGGUGUCAGAGCAAGGAGAGGCCAUCGGGUCCAGCAGCGGCAAGGCCGUGUGCCGGCGCAGCUCCAGCCCCGAGCCGGCCGUGGUGGCCCUGCUGCCCGGGCCGGGCUGUGCGCCCCUGCGGCCGGGCUCCCACUCACGCACCAAGACGCGGAAGCCCAACUUCAGCCCGCAGGAGACCGAGGUGCUGGUGCAGAGGGUGACGCGCCACUACCCGCUGCUGUUCGGGGCUCUGCGGGGCCCACCCGCCCGGAAGCACCGCGUGUGGAGCCGCAUCCUGCAGGCGGUGAACGCGCUGGGCUACUGCCGCCGCGACCUGGGCGACGUCAAGCACAAGUGGCGGGACCUGCGAGGGGUGGUGCGCAGGAAGCUGGCCGAGCGCCCCCGGGCCCCCGGCCCCGUCCUCACGCCCGUCGAGCGCAUGGUGGCUGAGACCUUCACGGCCCCCGGCCCCGCCGGCGAGGGCCAGCCCGCCGAGGCCCUGCCGACCGACGAGGACGAGGCCCCCGGCUGCCUAUGGCUACCCCUGCGGACGCUGGAUGGGCCGAGCCUGCCUGAAGCCGAUCCCCUGGACCCCCGAGGAGCCCUCCCUGCGUCCCCCUCCUCACCCUCCCCGCCCGCCUCCCCGGCCUCGGCACCCCCCGCGGCCACAUUCCCCGGGGCCUCCCGGCCCUCGCCGCCCUCCUCGGCAGCACCCCAGCCCCCCGGGAAGCCCACAGGGCCUGAGGCCUCGGACGUGGAACGGCGGCUGCUGGACUCGCAGCGGCAGCAGGGCGCCCUGCUCAGCUCCUGGUCCCAGCAGCAGAGUGCGCUGAUGGCCCAGCAGAACCUGCUGCUGCAGCGGCUGGCCGAGCAGAGCCAGCGGCUGGCCGACGGCGUCGAGGCCCUCAACCGGACCCUGGAGAGGCUGGUGCAGACCCUCCCGCCCCGGGGCGCCUCGCCCGCAGUCCCAGAUGGCUGCCCUGGGGGCGGAGCAGCCUGCAGGCCAGCUGGAGGCUCCCAGGGCAGCCCCCAAGGCAGCCACACAGGCCAGGAGGUCUUCUCGGGGAUGAUCCUGAAGGUGGAGGAGGAGAUCUAGGGUCCAGACCCCGUGGGCCGCGCGCAGAGCAGGGACUCCAGUCCUGCCCCUCUGAGGGGCAGAGAUGGGGCCUCGAUGGAGCCCGAGAGGAUGCGGGACUUAGCCUGUGGUUGCCCCUUCCGUCCUGCCAUUGUCCGUGGGCCUGUGACGCGAACGGAGGGCUGGGCUGAGGUCUACUCAGGGGUGACGCCGGUGGGCGGACCGAGCUCCCUCCGCUCCCAUCCCGUGCUCCGACCGUCGGGGCGAGUGCUGUGGAGUGCAGAACGGGGCGCCUCUCGGCGGGCAGUGGGUGAGCGGAGCUGCGGGAAGAAGCACGCAGAGCACAGCUCCCCCAAACCACUGCCUCGGGUGUGGGCCCUGGAGUGUGGCUCUGCUGGGCACCCAGAAAGCCCCCGCGUGUGCCCUGGAGUGACUCCUGGAAGCCCGCCUGCUGCGUGGGCGUACGGACUGAGGGGGCUGGGCCCCUGCAUCCUCUUGAUUCCGCCCGGAGGGGGCCACGCCCUGUGGGCCUGCGGUUACUUCUCUCAAGUUUAUGCCUGCGGUGUGGGGUGUAUAUAUGUAUGUGAACACAUGCUCGUUGGUACUGGAUGGGGUGGGAUGCCAUUUUAUACCUGUCGACUUUUCUUGGAAAAAGAUAUUUUUCUCAUAUAAGCAUAAAAUAACAACAAAAAAAGGCAGUGAUGAUAAGGAGGGUGAUGCUGACAGGAAGUGAGAUGGAGCCCGUCUGUCUGCGCCUGGGCUCUGCCU
Molecule: messenger RNA, 4851 nt
Organism: Globicephala melas (long-finned pilot whale)
Lineage: Eukaryota; Metazoa; Chordata; Mammalia; Artiodactyla; Delphinidae
Gene: TSNARE1
Product: t-SNARE domain containing 1
Biological process (GO): vesicle fusion; vesicle-mediated transport; intracellular protein transport
Cellular component (GO): membrane; endomembrane system; SNARE complex
Molecular function (GO): SNARE binding; SNAP receptor activity
Source: RefSeq, a predicted model, not a curated record